This is a messenger RNA of Penicillium arizonense, 828 nucleotides long. RefSeq lists its product as uncharacterized. Lineage: Eukaryota; Fungi; Ascomycota; Eurotiomycetes; Eurotiales; Aspergillaceae. The record is from RefSeq and is a predicted model, not a curated record. Bases 1 to 828 code for a protein of 275 amino acids. The transcript has 2 exons.
AUGUACGAUGUUCUCAACACACCGGGUAUUCCGAAAUCAAAACGUGGAAUCGUUGACCCCAAUAUCUGUGAGCUCAAACUGGAGGCUCUCUAUGGAGAGCUGGGAGACGUCCUGAAACUUUCUCGUCUAUACCUAGCUAAGAUAGGCUUCCUGAACCAAAUUGAUGAUUUCACCAGGGAAGAGACAUAUCGCCUUCUGUCAAUGCCUAUGAAUGAGCUCCUUCCCCUGGCAGAGCUACACAUUGCCACUCAGCCGAUGACUGUCGGCGGAAGUUUACCGCUAGAUAUCUCUUCCGCAGAUUGCUCAGAUCAAAGCUUCACACAACCGUGGAUAUCAUUUGACAAAGACCCCUUCCACAUCUGGUGUGACGAUUUCCGGCCCGCCAGUAUUCUUCUCAAUGACGCUUUGAAAAUUGUGGGAGUUGUGCACUGGGAGUUUACGUACGCAGCUCCAGUCGGAUUUUCCCACGCACCACCACGAUGGCUUCUGCUUGAGAAGCCUGAAUACUGGCCUCGAGGCCUUGAUUACUGGUGCAAGGAUUAUGGGCGACGUCUUCAGACAUUCCUUACCUCUAUGAUCCAACGUGAAGACGAGGCGGUCAAGCAGGAUUGGCUGAAGAACCACGAAUGGCUCCUUGGUCCAAUGCGAGACAGCAGGGAGAGCGGUGGCUUUUUGGGUCAUAUACGCUGCAAGGAAUACUUCGCAUUUGAUGCGACAUACUGGCAAAAGAUUGAUCAGCGAUUCUUCGAACCGGCUACUUGUGUUGUCGGUGAUAUUUGGAAGCAGAGACUUGAGACUUGGCCUUUUGGAGUCCGAAGAGAAAGAUGA